Molecule: messenger RNA, 2262 nt
Organism: Cinara cedri
Lineage: Eukaryota; Metazoa; Arthropoda; Insecta; Hemiptera; Aphididae
Source: the annotation of a GenBank genome assembly
CAUGGAUAUGUAUUAUUCAUAUUGAUAUUUAAUAUUAUAUACCACUUAUGCUUCUUAAUUUUUUCUUUAUUUAAUGUUUUAUUUAUUGUUAUGGCAUUAAAAAUCAUUAAUCAUAUCUAAUCGAAGAAUUGGCUGGACUUUUGAAUUUUAAUAAAUUAUCUAAUGGAUAUUAAAAAUUGUAUCAAAUCGAUGUUAAUUGUUAACCAUAUUAUUAUUUAUUAUCACUAUAUUACUAUAGAUUAUCUAUGAUUAUUACCUGUAAAAGUCGAUAUAUUAACUUUUUCCUAUAUUGUGGACUUGAAUCCUGCGAUAACUACCUAUGUUGUGACGUUUACGUUAGUAAGUUGCUAACACAUCUAAACGGGCAUUCUUUUUACACCAUUAUGAGGUUGUUUUGAAGGUUAUUUUUCGAACACCAUUGAAAAAUUAUUAUUUGUGAUAUUGUGUGUUGUUUAGUGCACUAUGUAUUUUAGUUUAUUCUAAAUAUACGGUUAUUGAUGAAUACAGAUUUUUAAAUAGAUUGAUGAACAUUUUUGUUUCUAUUUUAUACCAAACAUUGUUUACUUUUAUCAUAAUUAUACAUUACCUACUUUUAAAUUUGAAAAAUUCAGUAAAUGAUAAUUGUAGACUUAAAACUUGAUUGUUAACUGGAUUUAUAUUAAAUAAUAUAGUAAGAAAAAACAAUGUACAUUCUCUUAUGAUAUUAAAACUCAAUAAUUAUAUUUAUAUUUUAUAAAACAUUACAAUCAUAUUGAUAUAUUUUUAAUUUCUUUUAGAAAAUGGAAAACAAAUUAUGUUGUAAAAUUGGUCCAUCUAUUUUGAAUUCUGACUUGUCACAAUUAUACAAUGAGUCGCAAAGACUGUUGGAUAGUGGAGCAGAUUAUUUGCACUUAGAUGUUAUGGAUGGAGCAUUUGUUCCUAAUCUGACUAUUGGACAUCCUGUUGUUAAAUGUUUAAGAAAUAAAUUGCCUAAUACCAUGUUUGAAACUCACAUGAUGGUUCAAAAUCCAAUUCAAGUAAAAUAUAUAAUCUUAUUUAUACCCUUAGGUACGUUUAAUUUAAAAUGUGCAUAGAAAUAUAAAGUUCAUACAUAUUCAAUGCAGUUGUUAAAAAUUAUAUUAUAAUUGAUAGUGUACUUGUAUUUAAUUUAAUACUUUUAUUUAGUGGAUUUCUCCAAUGGCUGAUGCAAGUGUAGAUCAAUAUACAUUUCACAUUGAACCAUGUAACGAUGUACGUUUAGUGUGCCGUAAAAUAAGAGAAGCUGGCAUGAAAGUAGGUUUAGCAAUAAAACCUGGCACAUCUGUUUUGUGUGUUGAAGAGUAUAUAGAAGAAGCUGAUAUGAUUUUAGUGAUGACAGUUGAACCUGGUUUUGGUGGUCAACAAUUUAUGACAAAUAUGAUGCCAAAAAUAGAGUGGUUAAGAGAAAAAUAUCCCACAUUGGAUAUUGAAGUUGAUGGGGGUGUUGGUCCAAAUACCAUUGAUAUGUGUGCUAAGGUAAAUGUAAAUCCAAUAAAGAAUUUUGUAUAAACUUAAAGUAUAUUCAAAACUUAUGGUAGCUAUUGUAUUAUUCAGGUUUAUUUCAACAUAAAAAAAAGAAAAAUUACUUAUUAGUAAUAAUGUUUACUAAUACCUAUUAUAAACCUAUGUAAAAAUAAUCAAUCAUUUUUAUUGUUUUUUUAAAUUGAAGUUUUUUUUACAGGCAGGAGCAAACAUGAUUGUGUCAGGCACUGCUGUAAUUCAAGCUGAAAAUCCGCCUCAAGUUAUUAAACUACUUAAAGAAUCUGUUAAUAAGCAUUUAAAUAUAAAAUAAAACUAUAAUACAUUGGUGGUAAUAUGCUAUUAAAUAAAAAAUAUAAUUUUGACACGGAUUCUGAGUGUAACAAAGAAUGUAUUGGUUUUACUAAGAUGUUAUUUUUUUUUUUUUUUUUAUCCCGUAUACAUAAAUUUGACCACAAAUCAUGCUCACAUAUCUACGUGCAGCAUCAUUUCUGAAAAGAAAUGUUAUCCAGGUGGUUCUUUUGGGAAGUCAUUUUUUGAUUUUUUAAGUGGUUUUCUUAAUAUCUGGGAAAAACCAUCAUAAAACUUAAAAAAAAAACGAGAAAUGUACAAAAUUAAUAUUUUUAUUAUAUUUCAGUUUUGUUAUUUGCUGUAAAUCAGUUAAAAAUCUUCAUUAAGACUUAAAAUUUGAACAGAAAAUUCAUAUUUGCCUUUACUUAAAGUGGUGAAAUUGUUAGACUUAACAGAAAUGCUUAAAAAUUUAAU